AUGGAUAUCGAACUGCGUUCUGAUAUUGAUGAGCCUCAAGAAGGCGCAACGAUAGCGCAAUUCAUUAACAUCUUGAACCGGAAGCAGACCAACUGGUUCGACCGUUUUUGUUUCGAACGCAAUACCCUCCACGUCAACCCCAAGGUCAACGACAAUGGCAGAACCAGCAACUUCAAAAAGGCAUUGCCAGCCCCGGCACCUCCGAAACGUCUAGCAAUCACCGAGGAGAAACGGCAAGCCCAAUUUCCAGGUUUGGAAUCUGUCUGCUUCAAUGAUUUCGUUAAUAUGAUCGGCUUCGUCUAA
Aspergillus novofumigatus IBT 16806 is the source of this 303-nucleotide messenger RNA. RefSeq lists its product as uncharacterized. Lineage: Eukaryota; Fungi; Ascomycota; Eurotiomycetes; Eurotiales; Aspergillaceae. The record is from RefSeq and is a predicted model, not a curated record. The transcript has 2 exons. Bases 1 to 303 code for a protein of 100 amino acids.